Vespa velutina is the source of this 10200-nucleotide messenger RNA. RefSeq names its product E3 ubiquitin-protein ligase HECTD1 (gene Ufd4). The record is from RefSeq and is a predicted model, not a curated record. Lineage: Eukaryota; Metazoa; Arthropoda; Insecta; Hymenoptera; Vespidae. Gene Ontology annotation, molecular function: metal ion binding; protein binding; ubiquitin protein ligase activity. Gene Ontology annotation, cellular component: nuclear speck. Gene Ontology annotation, biological process: proteasome-mediated ubiquitin-dependent protein catabolic process; anatomical structure development; protein K63-linked ubiquitination. The transcript has 26 exons. The coding region runs from base 545 to 8338 and encodes 2597 amino acids.
UACUCGUUUUAUGUAUGACCGUGAAUCAUAAGGUGAAGAGGCAUGAAAUUGUGUCUGUCUGAUAAAGAGAUCUAAGAUAGUAAUAGGGAAGUGGGAGAAGGAAAGAAUGGGAAAAUACAUGAGAAUCCACCAAAGCGAAAACUUCUUGUUGCAAUCGUUGCGUUGAAAGCCAUUGAAAACGCUUGGGAGCGCUGCUGUUAGUUCGUGAUUCCGAAUUAUACCGAAUGUCAUGUAAAUGGCGAAAUAUAUACGACAAUACUGACGGAAAAUAAGAAUAUCCCUGCUCGCUUGGAGCACUUUGUCCGUUCGUGGUACGUCGAUAAGCUUGUUCGUACAAACGACGGUGCAAGUACGUUGUCGUGUUCGUUUUCUUAUCGGGAAACGAGACGUUUCAUAAAGGAUGGCGACCUGACCCCUUACGAAGGAUGGAACACUGUGCGGAACGAAAAAUAACAUUCAGCCAAAGCCAUACACCACGGGAGAGAGAAAGCUGUCAAAAUCGUCAGAUUGAAACCCAUUUAGUUGGUGCUAUAAAAGACAUAAGAUGACAGACGUAGAUCCGGAGACAUUACUAGAAUGGCUCAGUAUGGGCCAGGGAGACGAAAGAGAUAUGCAAUUAAUUGCAUUAGAACAACUAUGCAUGUUAUUACUUAUGUCUGAUAAUGUCGAUCGCUGCUUCGAAUGCUGUCCACCACGCACAUUUUUGCCUGCAUUAUGUAGAAUUUUCUUAGAUGAAUUUGCACCUGACAGUGUUUUAGAAGUAACAGCUCGAGCCAUAACAUAUUAUUUAGAUGUUUCUGCAGAAUGUACACGCAGAGUAGUAGCUAUGGAAGGUGCAGUGAAAGCUAUUUGUGGUCGUCUGUCUGGCGCUGGACUAGGCUCCAGAGCUAGCAGAGACCUAGCAGAACAAUGUAUAAAGGUGUUAGAACUCGUUUGCGCAAGAGAAGCAGGUGCUGUGUUUGAAGCAGGAGGCCUUCCAUGUGCAUUAUGUUUCAUCAGAGAGCAUGGAGCACGCGUUCAUCGAGAUACAUUACAUUCUGCAAUGGCUGUAGUAACACGUCUAUGUGGCAAAGUUGAACCUCAAGAUAAAACUUUGCCUGAUUGUGUAGAAGCAUUAUCAACUUUGCUUAGGCACGAGGAUGCACAUGUGGCGGAUGGUGCACUUCGUUGCUUUGCAUCAUUGGCUGAUAGAUUUUCCAGGAGAGGAACUGAUCCUGCUCCAUUAGCUUGCAAUGGAUUGGUUUCUGAACUUCUGUAUAGAUUAUCAAACGCUGCAGGACCUGGUACAUCUGUCACAGCAGCUUCCAGUAAUCCAAAGACACCUCCACCGCCUACUACUGCAGCAACUUCAGAACCAAGGUCUUGCGCUUCAGUUUCCACUAUAAUCAGUCUUCUAUCUACAUUAUGUAGGGGAUCGCCAUCGAUAACUCACGAUCUUCUACGUUCAGAAUUACCAGAUGCAAUAGAAAAGGCCCUAAAAGGAGAUGAAAGAUGUGCUCUCGAUUCUAUGAGAUUAGUUGAUCUUUUGUUAGUUUUAUUGUUUGAGGGUAGAUCAGCCCUUGGUCGUGGCACUACAGGAGGUCCUUCAGGACCAUUGUUACCAAGAUUAAGACGUUUGGAUAGUGCGGGUGAAAAGUCUCAUAGACAACUAAUUGAUUGUAUAAGAUCCAAAGAUACAGAUGCAUUAAUAGAAGCUAUAGAUUCUGGAGGUAUUGAAGUCAACUUUAUGGAUGAUGUUGGUCAAACAUUGUUAAAUUGGGCUUCGGCAUUUGGUACACAAGAAAUGGUUGAAUUUUUAUGUGAUAGAGGUGCAGAUGUUAAUAAAGGUCAACGAUCGUCAAGUCUACAUUAUGCAGCUUGUUUUGGAAGGCCAGCGAUUGCAAAAGUUUUGCUUAGGCAUGGAGCAAAUCCUGAUCUUAGAGACGAAGACGGAAAAACUCCAUUAGAUAAGGCUAGAGAACGUGUCGAUGAAGGUCAUAGAGAAGUCGCAGCUAUAUUACAAUCACCUGGGGAGUGGAUGUUACCACCAAAUCAAGAGCAUAGAAAGCCAGAAGCAGAAACGGAAGAAUUUACAGAACCAAAGGGUGAUCCUGAAAUGGCUCCAGUAUAUUUAAAAAGACUUUUACCAGUAUUUUGUACAACUUUCCAAUCAACGAUGCUCCCCAGUGUUAGAAAAGCAAGUUUAAGUUUAAUUAGAAAAAUGGUACAUUAUAUACAACCAGAAUUACUCGUUGAAACAUGUGGUUCUGAUAGUACAGGCGGCUGUGGUGCUAUGCUUGUGGAAGUUAUUGCAAAUGUAUUAGAUAAUGAGGAGGUUGAGAUAAAGGCGCCAUCGCCACCGCCUCUGCCUCUCAAGCCGAUCAUUGGCCCCAAAUUGCCCUGCAUUUCAUCACGCAAGUUUGCCAGUUCCCAGAACUACAUUCUUGAUAAGACGGAAGAUGAAGAUGGACAUUUAGUAGUUUUGCAAAUGAUACAAGAUUUGAUGAUUAAAGGAAAAGAUGAAUUUUUGGAGCACUUUGCUCGUCUUGGAAUAUUUUCUAAAGUUGCUUCAUUAGCUGGACCACAAGAAGUUGCUCCUGAACCAGAAGCAGAACAAAAUCAAUCAGGACAGGAACAAACCAUGGAAGAUGCUCGAGAGUUGUUAAUUGGAAGAGCUUAUCACUGGAGAGAUUGGUGCAUUUGUAGAGGUCGAGAUUGUUUAUAUGUCUGGUCAGAUGCUGCUGCUUUAGAAUUAUCAAAUGGAAGCAAUGGAUGGUUUAGAUUUAUACUUGACGGCAAAUUAGCAACAAUGUACUCUAGUGGAAGCCCAGAAGGUGGAACUGACACAUCAGGAAAGGGGAGGAACACAGAGUCGCUUACUACUGAAGAAAACCGCGGUGAAUUUUUGGAAAAACUCCAGAGAGCACGCAGUCAAGUAAAACCAAAUUCUGCCAGUCAACCUGUGCUAUCCCGGCCUGGUCCCAUUCGAUUAGUUGUUGGAAAUUGGGCAUUAUCUAGUAGAAAAGAAAGUGAAUUAUGUAUACAUAAUAGUGAUGGUCAGCAACAGGCCACUAUAUUGAGGGAGGAUCUUCCCGGUUUUAUUUUUGAAUCAAAUCGUGGUACAAAGCACUCUUUUACAGCAGAAACAAGUUUAGGUCCAGAAUUUGCUGCUGGUUGGGCUGGAAAACGAGGAAAAAGAUUAAGAUCAAAAACUGAAGCUAUAAAACAAAAAGUUAAAGUGCAAGCUCAAGAUAUUUAUGAACGUUACUUUAAAGCUGCUCAAGCACAGCCGCGUGGAGUAGUUGCCAAACUCGGAGCUAUUGUAAACCAAAUAGAGAAAGCUUGUCAAAAGCAACAAUCCGGAAAUCGUGAGUGGCGUACUAUAUUGCAAAGUUCUUUAGAAGAGCUUAAAAUAUUGUUGAAUGAAGAAGGAAGAGUUUCUGCAUAUGAACUACACUCUAGUGGAUUGGUACAAACAUUAUUAUCUUUAUUGGCUGCACCACCAGGACCGCAGCCACCAACGCUCAGAACAACAAAGAUGCGAUUACAGAGGAUAGCUGUUUUUAAAAGUUGCUUUCAAACGAAAGAUGCUAAUAGAGAACAUAAUUCAGCAAAAAUUUUAGUGCAUAAACUUGUUUCGGUAUUAGAAUCUAUAGAAAAAUUACCAGUUUAUUUGUAUGAUACUCCAGGUUCUGGUUAUGGCCUUCAAAUUUUAACAAGGAGGUUACGUUUUCGCUUAGAAAAAGCUUCAGGAGAGAGUUCUCUUAUUGAUAGAUCCGGUAGAAGUCUAAAAAUGGAACCAUUGAGUACUAUACAGCAAUUAGAAAAUCAUUUAUUAAAAAUGGUAGCGAAACAGUGGCAUGAUCACGAUAGAUCAACGUUUACUUUUGUGAAAAAACUAAAAGAAGGCAAUAAAUUAACGUUUAAGUAUCAACAUGAUUUUGAUGAAAAUGGCAUAUUAUAUUGGAUUGGAACCAAUGCAAGAUCUUGUGCAGAGUGGGUAAAUCCUGGCCAAUAUGGUUUAGUUGUUGUUACUUCAAGCGAUGGACGGAACUUACCGUAUGGGCAUCUUGAAGAUAUACUUAGUAGAGAUGCUUCAGCAUUGAAUUGUCAUACUAAUGAUGACAAAAGAGCUUGGUUUUCAAUAGAUUUGGGAGUGUGGGUUAUUCCAAGCGUUUAUACCUUAAGACAUGCUAGAGGAUAUGGUAGAAGUGCAUUGAGAAACUGGGUGUUUCAGGCAUCAAAAGAUGGUAUUAUUUGGACAACACUAUAUGCUCAUGUGGAUGAUUGUUCUUUAAAUGAGCCUGGUAGUACAGCUACGUGGACUCUUGAGCCACCGAGCGAUGAAACACAAGGGUGGCGUCACUUACGAUUACAACAAAUUGGGAAAAAUGCUUCCGGUCAAACACAUUAUUUAUCUGUAUCUGGAUUUGAAGUUUAUGGCGAAGUUACAGGUGUUUGUGAAGAUCUUGGUCGUGCCGCGAGAGAAGCAGAAGCCGGUGUGCGGAAACAAAGAAGAUUAAUUAAAACACAAGUUCUAAGGCAUUUAGUCGCAGGUGCUAGAGUCGUUAGAGGAUUGGAUUGGAAGUGGAGGGAUCAAGAUGGUGUGCCACCAGGCGAAGGUACAGUUACAGGAGAACUUCACAAUGGUUGGAUAGACGUAACAUGGGACCAUGGUGGCUCUAAUUCAUAUAGAAUGGGAGCAGAAGGCAAAUACGACUUAAGAUUAGUUGGUACUUGUAUAGACGUGGAUGGUGGAGCAAAAGGUAAAAGUGGUGGAGGAGUAUUAACAGGAAGAAAAUCUAGUAGUACUCCUAGUUUACCUGAUUGUACUGAUACAGCUAUACGUGGCUCAGUAGCAUCAACUGAUCAAGCAGCGAGUGCUGACAAUCUUGCAGCUAAGCAAGCAGCUGAAUCGAUAGCAGAAAGCGUAUUAUCAGUUGCUCGUGCCGAAGCAGUAGUAGCUGUAACUGGCGAAGGUGGAGCAAAUUCAACAGGAGAACUUUCCGUUGUAUUACAUCCAAGGCCCGAUACUACAGUUACAAGUGAUUUAGCUACUAUUGUCGAAAGUCUUGCUCUUAACACGGAUUGUCCAGCAAAUAGUAAUAGUAAUCGUGCUUCUAGUAGUUCAAAAUCAUUAUUUGCUGCUGUUCGAGGAAAUAAGCCUGGUGGAGGAUUAUUGAGUUUGGAAGCUGCAGAAGUACUAGAUCGUAUGAGAGAAGGAGCUGAUAGAUUGCGUAAUAAUACAAAUAGCUUUCUGAGUGGUGAAUUGCUUGGUUUGGUGCCUGUUCGGAUCAGUGUAUCUGGAGAGACAGAUGAAAAUUCACUUAGAAUUAAGCCUGUGCCAAGACAUCAUCCUGGUAUCACGGAUGCUGGUAAAGAAUGCAACCGGGACAAAGAAGCUAGCUCAUCUGCCCAAAAUACUACAGGAGGUUGUCCUGUAGUGGUUACGAAUCCUAUGUCUGUGUCUGUGCCCAAUCUUGCUUGCUCUGACACUAACAAUACUUUGGAACCAGCGGCCGCCACCGGCUUACUGGAAACGUUUGCUGCAAUGGCUAGAAGGCGAACGUUAGGGCCUACAGGUGGACAGCAUAUAGCUUCUAACUCUAAUACUGGUUCUAAUCCACGUGGACCCAACUCGGUUUCAAGCCUUGUUCGAUUGGCACUAAGUCCUAAUUUCCCUGGUGGUUUACUUAGCACUGCUCAGAGUUAUCCAAGUUUAACCAGUAGUAGUCAAGUCGCUGGUAGUGGAGUUACAACAACGACUGGAGCAGGAUUAGGACAAGCACUUACUAUGUCACUUACGAGCACAAGUAGUGAUAGUGAACAGUUGUGGCUUCAGGUUAGUCUCGAAGAUUUUUUGGAGUCCUGCAGUGGAGUUGCAAGCUCUAGUGCAGGUGGCGGUAGAACUACUGGUGGUCCUACACUUCUUACUGAAUUAGAGGAUGACGAAGAUGGUGUAUUAGAAGAAGAGGAAGAUAAUGAUGAAAAUGAUCAAGAAGAAGAUGAUGAAGAAAAUGAAGAAGAAGGUGAUGGUUGUGAAGGAGAAUAUGAAGAAGUUAUGGUCAGUCGUAAUUUAUUAGCAGCGUUCAUGGAAGAAGAAGCACCACAAAGCAGUAAGAGACGCGCAUGGGACGAUGAAUUUGUUCUAAAACGUCAAUUCUCUGCUCUCAUUCCUGCUUUUGACCCAAGACCCGGUAGAACUAAUAUAAAUCAAACAACAGAUUUGGAAGUUCCACCACCUGGUAGUGAAACGCAAACAAGUACGCGAGUUGGAUCAUUACCAAUGCCUAGACUCUCAUUAAGAUUAAAAGGUCCAGGACUUCCAGGAAUACCAGACGUAGAAUUACCACUUUUAGAACCACACGCCAGUAUCUUCCAAGCAGUUCAAGAACUGAUGCAGUUAACAGAAUUAGGGAGUCGUCAAGAAAAAUUAAGAAGAAUAUGGGAACCAACAUACACUAUAAUAUAUAAAGAGGCCAGAGAAGAAGAAUCAUCUGGUAGAGCGACCCCAAUUGUAACGCUGUAUUCUCGUAAUUCUACACAAAAUACAAAUGCAUGUACGGUAGAAGAUGUUUUACAAUUGUUAAGACAUGUGUUUGUCUUGAGUACUACUCGUGAUGAUGGUAGAAACAACGUAUCAGACAUCGUAGAAUCAGAGGAUACAAUGUGCUGGGUACAUCCAGAUGAUUUUACCUCAAAAAAAAUAACAAACAAAGUAGUACAACAAAUUCAGGAUCCAUUGGCUUUAGCUGCUGGUGCAUUACCAAAUUGGUGUGAAGAAUUAGCAAGAAGCUGUCCUUUUUUGUUACCUUUUGAGACUAGGCGAUUAUACUUUAGUUGCACUGCAUUCGGUGCAUCUAGAUCUAUUGUUUGGUUGCAAACACAAAGAGAUGCUGUUCUUGAAAGGCAGAGAGCACCCGGAUUAAGUCCACGACGUGAUGACAGUCAUGAAUUUCGCGUGGGUAGACUUAAACACGAAAGAGUCAGUGUACCAAGGGGAGAGAAAUUAUUAGACUGGGCUGAACAAGUAUUAAAGGUACAUGCAAGCCGCAAGAGCAUAUUAGAGGUAGAGUUUGUUGGUGAGGAAGGUACUGGCUUGGGACCAACCUUGGAAUUUUUUGCACUAGUUGCAGCAGAAUUACAACGUAAAGAUUUAAGCCUUUGGCUAUGCGACGACGAGGAAUCAUGUGAUAAUCAACAAACAUGUGUCUCUGGAGAGCAGGUGCGUCCAGCUGGAUAUUAUGUUGUACGUCCUAGUGGAUUAUUUCCUGCCCCUCUACCUCAAGAUUCUACAGCUUGUGAUCGUGCUGUCAGAUAUUUUUGGUUCCUUGGUGUAUUUUUGGCGAAAGUUCUCCAAGAUAAUAGAUUAGUCGAUCUACCGUUAUCUCGUCCCUUCUUAAAGCUAAUGUGUCGUGGUGAUAUUACAAAUAAUGUAAAUGAAAAAAUCGGUUUGACUGGUGUUACACAAGAAAGCAUGUCGUCUAGUAUGUCGAGUAGUUUCAUCUCAGAGGAAGGUGAGGCUGACGCAGCUUAUUCGACAUUAGAACCUUCUCCAUGGUAUAGUGGUCUAUUGGAUAUUGAAGAUCUCGUUGUUGUCGAUCCAGUGAGAGGUGAUUUCUUAAAAGAAAUAUUAAAUAGAAUGGCCAAACGUGAUAGGACACUUUCUGAUGGACGCAGUUCUGCCGAUGAAGAAACAUCAUUAUGCAUCACUCAUCCAUCUGGAACAUCAGUAGCUAUCGAAGAUUUGGCUUUGACUAUGACAUAUUCUCCAAGUUCGAGAGUUUUCCAACAUGAUCAGGUGGAAUUAAUAGAAGGAGGAUCGGAGAUUCCUGUAACUGUUGAGAAUGCUAAAGAAUAUGCUGAUUUAACAAACGCUUAUUGUUUGGACCGAGGCAUUUGCAGACAACUUGAAGCAUUUAAAUCUGGCUUCUCUAAAGUUUUUCCUAUGGAAAAAUUACAUGCCUUCAGUCCAGAAGAAGUGAGAGCUAUGUUGUGCGGUGAACAAAAUCCACAGUGGACUAGAGAAGAUUUGCUUAAUUAUACAGAACCAAAACUUGGUUAUACAAGAGAAAGUCCUGGAUUCCAACGAUUUGUCAAUGUACUAGUAUCACUAACUGGUUCAGAGAGGAAAGCUUUCCUACAAUUUGCUACUGGAUGUUCAGCAUUACCUCCAGGGGGCUUAUGUAAUUUGCAUCCUAGAUUAACGGUUGUACGCAAAGUAGAUGCUGGAUCUGGCGGUUAUCCUUCCGUUAAUACUUGCGUACAUUAUUUAAAAUUGCCAGAAUAUCCUACAGAAGAAAUUUUGAAAGAACGAUUAUUGGCUGCUACCAGGGAAAGAGGGUUCCACUUGAAUUAAAUGUUUCUGCUCAAACAAGAAACUAUUUUAUAGCAAAAAGAAAUACUCGUUCGCUAACUGCGCGAUUUGAACUUAUUUGGCAGAUUCAAAUGUGCAAUUUAGAUAUGAAAACUCAGUACGGCCUUUAAAUGUUAUUUGACCAUUACGUCAAACCGUGUCCAAUGAAAAAUAAUACAAUUGUAAGUGAUAAUGAUGUACGUAACCUGGAACGGAAAUAUUGUGUUUACAUUAUACUCUUUCUAUAUAUAUAUAUAUGUAUGUCAAAAGGAUUCUCACUUAUUAGAAUACAAAAUUAAGAAUCAUAGAAUUGAAUGUUCAGCAGUAUAAGGUACUGUUAAAUUUGUUCACAAGAGGGCUUAUUCACGUAACUAUAUAAACGAAAUAUUUAAUUAAAUCCUAUAUUUAUCGUGUACCGCAUAGUGAGUGAUAUUAGCUCUCUUUAAUGAUUUAUAUCGCUUAUAUUACAUGUUUACUAGUCAUUGGUAAUUUACACAAUCGUGUAAUAAGAAAAAUGUAUUGCAUCUCUAACUGUUUCAUCAAUCUCGUUUGGUAACGUCAAAUAUUUUUUAUCUGGGCCCUCAUUUACGGUUCCAUAAAUUUAAACAACAAGAAUUUAUCGAACUAAUUAUAUUUUACACGAUGUCUGCGCACUUUAGCAGACGAAUUAUUAGGUAAUAUUAUGUUCUAUUUGUAACAUAAAAGGAUCUGUUAAUUUAUUAUAUAUUAGUUAUUACAAGAGAAGCAACAAAUUUAUAUUUUAUACAUAAACAAUAGUUUAUUCCAGUCUGUUCCAGGUAUUUAACGUACAGCAUAUUGCAAGUUUUGUCCAACAUGAGAGAACGUAUUUUCCCAUAAAACGUAAUAUUUGCGAGUGUUUUCAAGUGUAUUUGCUGUUUUUAUGGAACAAGAACUUUACAGUUCCUUAAAUUUAGAACAAAUGUUCGUACCGUCUUUUGUGAAAUAUUGUUGUGCUUGGAAAAUGAUUCAUAUGAGAUGCAAUUUCAAAGAAAAUUUAUAUUUUCUUUAUGAAAAUACUUCAGUCGUAAUAAAGCAUUAGUAUCACAUAAAAUGAUGGAAAUCAAAAUUAUCUGCAGAAAUGCUAAGUUAUUAUUAUUAUCACUAUCAAAGUGAUGUUUUUCAGCAUCCAGACCAAUUAUUAAAGCAUCUAAACGUCUGUCCUUCUAACAAAGUGUCUUUAUUAGACGGUUAUUAUAUCUUUAAAACUUAAGUAUCAUCAGAAAUUAAAUUUGCAAAACAAAGCGAACCAAGUACAUAAUUUGAUUUUAAUGCGAGCGUUAUAGAAACUUUGUAAAACCAAGCACUCUGCAUCUUUGUACAAUAUGCUACUUAAUGCUCACAAAAUAAUUCUAUUUGUAGGCAAAAAUCAGUAUGAUUGUAAUAAUAGUGUUUAGGGAAAAAGAUAUAAAAAUAAUAUAAUUGUCAGAAAAGGUGAGUGAAAAUAUUGACAUGAAGAAUAGUUACUAUUACUGUAAUAUAAAUUAUUAUUGAAUCUUGGGGAGAAGAAUAAAAGAAAAAAAAAAAAAAAAAACAUUAUGAAGUAUAUAUUUCGUUUAAAGUUUACAUUUUUAUUGGAUCUAUAAUUAAUUAUGAAUGAAUUAGACAAAGCUACAUGUUAAUGAUUUUACGGAUUUUCAGUUGUAUUGUAACUUUUUAAACGCGCAGAAUUAUUACUAGCUUCCAAGUAUUAUAAAUAUAAUUGUAUAGUAAAACUUCCAGAAACAUUUUUCAAUAAUUCAAUUUUAUUAUGCUCGAUUAAAUCUGGUGGCUUACACUUACAUUACAUAGAAAAAGUUUCUCUAUAAAUGUAAAGUAAUAUUUAAAACAAUGAUUAUCAAAUCAAA